CUCCAGUCCAAGAGGGGAUUUUGCCUAUCUGCCAACUUCAUCUUCUCUCCACUCUCUCCGACGUUCCCUUUGAUCCCGACUGAUAGCAGCAAGGACCAACGGUUGAACGAUGGCGGUCCAGAGCCGGCUUCAGCCAACGAUUGACGCCGUCAAGGUCAAUGCCCUCAACUAUGGGGCAAGGGCCUUUGUCGGCUACAGGCAGAACCACGCCCUGAUCCAGCGCAUCCUCCAGAUCGGCUACAUUACCUUUGUCGUCGGCUCGACGUGGCGCGGGCUCAACCCGAAGAAGAAAAAGAAGGCGAAGCAGGCGACCUCAGAAGAGCUUCAGAAGUCCGCAGACAGCGGCGAAAAGACCGAGGCAGAGAAGAAGAGGAUCCUCGAGGCCCAGCAAGCCGCACAGCAGGCUGCCGAGGAGGCAGGAAAGGGUGGACGGAGAAGAAAGGGCAAGGGCAGGGGCCCCAAGGUCGAGGUGGAUGCCGUCUUCUUCGAGCGGCUACGCAGACUUCUCAAGAUUGUCAUUCCUGGCGCCAAGAGCAAGGAGGCGAUGCUUAUCAUCGCCCACUCAUUCUUCCUCGUCAUGAGGACAAUCAUCUCCCUCUACGUCGCCGAGCUCGAUGGUCGCAUCGUGUCAUCGCUCGUCCGCAGCAAGACGAGGGAGUUCCUCAAGGGCAUCGCUUUGUGGAUGGCAAUCGCUAUCCCGGCGACAUAUACCAACUCGCUCAUCGACUUUCUCCAGUCGAAGAUUGCGCUCGCCUAUCGGUCACGGCUGACGCAGCGCGUCCACGACGAGUACCUCUCUGACGCUACCUACUACAGCUUGGGUAAUCUCGAUGACCGGAUUCGCAAUGCUGACCAGCUCAUUGCCGUCGACAUUGCCAAGUUCGCCACUUCGCUCGCAGAGUGCUACAGCAACAUUUCCAAGCCCAUUCUUGACGUCUGCCUCUACAACUACCAGCUGUCGCGGAACGUCGGCGCUGAGGCACUCAUCCUCAUCACCGUCCUCGUUCAGGGCUCAGCCGGGCUGCUGCGUGCCCUGACACCACCAUUUGGUCAAUAUGCGGCCGAGGAGCAGAAGCUCGAGGGAGAGUACCGAUGGGCUCACUCGAGGCUCAUCGAGAACAGCGAAGAAGUGGCAUUGUACAGGGGACAGAAGCUCGAGAAGAACGUCAUCGAGCGAGCGUACUUUUCUCUGAUCAAGCACGUCAACAGGAUCUAUCGGAUCCGCAUCGGACACGGCAUGGUCGAGGAGGGCAUUGUCAAGUGGCUCUGGGGUAGCCUGGGCCUCGUCGUUUGCGCGAUUCCCGUCUUUGUCAAGAUCCCUGGCGUCAAGGGUGGAGACUUGGGCAGCCGGACCGAAGCCUUUGUCACGAACCGAAGGCUGCUCCUUUCGAGCAGCGACGCCUUCGGUCGUGUCAUGUACUCGUACAAGGAGCUUGCCGAGCUGGCCGGCUACACGGCCCGAGUCUCCGACCUGCUCGACACGAUGGAGGCGGUCAAGCAGGGGCGAUAUGAGAAGAAACUUGUCUCGUCUGCGGGCACGGAGGAGAAUGCUGCCGUGCUUCGGGGCAGAGGCAACGUCGUUGAGUCGCCCGACGUCGAGUUCAUCGAUGUUCCCAUUGUGAGCCCCAAUGGUGACGUGCUCGUGCGGAAGAUGAGCUUCAAGAUCACCGGUGGCCAGCACCUCCUCAUCGUCGGACCCAAUGGCUGUGGAAAGAGCUCUUUGUUCCGCAUCCUCGGAGGUCUCUGGCCAGUCUACGGUGGCACGGUGCGUAAGCCCAAGGCUUCCGAGUUCUUCUACCUCCCGCAACGGCCCUACACGUCGCUCGGCACACUGCGAGACCAGGUCAUCUACCCUCACACAGUCUCAGAGAUGCGGGCGCGGGGAAAGACAGACGAGGAACUUCUCGACAUUCUCAAGAUUCUCCAGAUCGACCACAUCGUCGAGCGGGAAGGCGGCUGGGAUGCGCAGCGCGAAUGGAGGGACUCUCUGAGUGGCGGAGACAAGCAGAGAAUCGCAAUGGCCAGGCUCUUCUACCACAAGCCGAGGUACGCCAUCCUGGAUGAGUGCACGAGCGCCGUCACGCUCGAGGUGGAGAAGGUCAUGUACGACUAUGCGACCGAACUGGGCAUCUCGAUGCUCACCGUCUCGCACCGACCUUCGUUGUGGCGAUACCACCAAUUUGUCCUGCAGUUUGACGGCCAAGGCAACUACGUCUUCACCAAGCUCGACGCCGAGAAGCGGCUGGCAUUGCAAGAGGAGAAGCAGAACCUCGAGCAGAAGCUGCUCUCGGUGCCAAAGUGGCAGGAGCGACUCGACAUGCUCCUCAAUGCGGAAAAGGAGCGAAAGGAGAUUUCAAGGCCGUCGAGCCCCGUCGCCGGCUUCUCCGCUUCCAACAAGCAGGCCUGAGAGGUCGCUGCCAGUGUGUUAUUUACCUACUUCGUGUUUGUAAUGCAGUUUUGAAGCCCACACAUAGGUCU
Molecule: messenger RNA, 2478 nt
Organism: Acaromyces ingoldii
Lineage: Eukaryota; Fungi; Basidiomycota; Exobasidiomycetes; Exobasidiales; Cryptobasidiaceae
Exons: 4
Coding region: 110-2407 (765 amino acids)
Biological process (GO): long-chain fatty acid import into peroxisome; very long-chain fatty acid catabolic process; peroxisome organization
Cellular component (GO): peroxisomal membrane
Molecular function (GO): long-chain fatty acid transmembrane transporter activity; ATP hydrolysis activity; ATP binding
Source: RefSeq, a predicted model, not a curated record